AUGGUUCUUGUUGAAAUGUCAGAUGGUGCCAAGAAGUGGAAAUGCAAAUGGUGUGGCAAGUUGUACACCUAUGAUGCGAGAUGGAAAAGCACUUCUAAUGGUAAGAAGCACUUAGAGGCUUGUAUCCAAAGAAAGUUGAGGUUGAAAGGUAAUACUGAUAAAGACAUGGUACAAUAUAGGUUAAAUAUAGAUGGUAAUAGUGAUGAUAGUACACCUAGUAUUGCAACUUGGACUUAUAAUCAUGCUAGGGUUAGAGAAGUUGUUGCACAUAUGACUUUAGGUCAUGAAUUUCCUUUUUAUGUUAUGGAUGGUGUUAUCUUUAAUGAGUUUCUUAGAGAAAUUUAUCCUUGGUAUAAAAAGAUCACUAGGCAACAAGUGAAAUUUGACUGUGAGACAUUCUAUGAGGCUGACAGAGCUAAGAUGAAAAAACCUAUGUCUUUGAUUAAUAGAAUUAGUCUUACAACUGACCUUUGGUGGUCUGGUGAGCAGAAAAUUGGAUACAUGACUGUGACUGGUCAUUUUAUUGAUUCAAAAUGGCUGCUUCACAAAAGAGUUUUGUCUUUUAAGAAUGUGCCACCACCACAUUCUAGGGAGGUUCUUUGUAGGGAGUUGAUUAAUGUGAUGGAUGAUUGGGGUAUAAGGGAUAAGGUUGUAUCAAUUUCUGUUAGGUUGAAGAGAGAUUAUUCUGGUAGGAGAAAUCUACCAGUGAAUGGAAAGUUGUUUCAUGUGAGAUGUUGUGCACACAUCUUGAAUUUGCUGGUUCAAGAUGGUCUUGAUAUGAUUAAGGAGGCUGUUGAUAAAAUAAGAAAUGGUGUCAAAUACUUGUUAAAUUCUGAAACUAGAUGUAAAUCUUUCAAGAAAUUUAUUGAUGAGUUGCAACUUGAAGGCAAAAAACAGGUAUUGGAUACUAAGACUAGAGAUGUCUGGCCUAGAUAUGCUGAAGAAAAUGGUGCAUUUCUAAAUUUUUUGCCUGAUGCAAAUGAUUGGGAAGAUGUUCAUGAUAUUUGCAAGUUUUUGGACAUUUUUGCUGGUGUUACUUCUAUUAUUAGUGGCACAUCUUACCCAACUGCUAACUUGUUUUUGGCUGAGCUGUACAGGGUUAAGGUUUUACUUGAUAAACCUACAAGUAUAUCUAAUAAUCCCCAGCUACAGGCCCUUGCUAAUGAGAUGAAGGUGAAAUAUGACAAAUAUUGGUUCGAGUCUAACACAUUAAUUUCAAUUGGUGUUGUUCUAGAUCCAAGGUAUGAUGAUUUCUAUUGGUGCAUGUCUCUGCCUAUGAUGAAGAUUGCUUAA
Molecule: messenger RNA, 1293 nt
Organism: Vicia villosa (hairy vetch)
Lineage: Eukaryota; Viridiplantae; Streptophyta; Magnoliopsida; Fabales; Fabaceae
Product: zinc finger BED domain-containing protein RICESLEEPER 2-like
Exons: 2
Coding region: 1-1293 (430 amino acids)
Molecular function (GO): DNA binding
Source: RefSeq, a predicted model, not a curated record